Vitis vinifera (wine grape) is the source of this 1380-nucleotide messenger RNA. RefSeq names its product probable CCR4-associated factor 1 homolog 9. Lineage: Eukaryota; Viridiplantae; Streptophyta; Magnoliopsida; Vitales; Vitaceae. The transcript has a single exon. Gene Ontology annotation, molecular function: nucleic acid binding; poly(A)-specific ribonuclease activity. Gene Ontology annotation, cellular component: P-body; CCR4-NOT complex; CCR4-NOT core complex. The record is from RefSeq and is a predicted model, not a curated record. Bases 471 to 1307 code for a protein of 278 amino acids.
AACGAACUGAAAAAGCGUGUAAACCCGGUGCCGCCCCGCGAUCUAGACGCGAGUUGACAACUAAUGCAAAAAACUGUGGGCCUUGGGAAAACGGGGAAUGGAUCCGUCCAAAAAAAGGGUCCAAAAACUCGCACACUAAACUUUGGCCUUAUUUCCUCAUCUAUAAAAUGUUGCUAUAAUAUAUAAUUAUUAUAGGAGGAUGCAGAGGAACAGGCUUAAGUUUAGCACUCAGCACGCUUCUGUUUUCAUCAUCAAUCAUCUAAUAAUAAAAAAAGAGACGAACCGCCCUACCUAUUCUCUCUGAUUACGCCACGUCUUCUCACCUUUUUUUUUUUUCCUCUUUCCUCUUUCUCUUACUUUCCAGCGAAAUAAUUUUUAAAAAGAAAAAAAAAAAAAACAAAACCCUCGCUUUCGUCUUGCUUUCGCUUUCAUCCUCCAUUUUCAAGCCACAUCAUCCCCUCUCACAAGCCAUGCCCACCGACGAUCCCCCUCGGACUUCCGCCCCCGUUGAAGUCCGGGGCGUUUGGUCUUCCAAUCUCGACCAUGAAUUCAAGCUGAUCAGUUCUGUAAUCGAUCUCUUUCCAUUCGUCUCCAUGGACACGGAGUUCCCCGGCGUCAUCGUUCGUUCCCUCUCUGGACUUCCUGACCCCCCUCAAUCUCCCUCUGCCGUCAACUACGUCCUCCUCAAGGCCAAUGUCGACGUCCUUAACCUCAUCCAGAUCGGCCUUACAAUCUCUGACGCCGACGGUAAUCUUCCCGAUUUUGGCACCGGCAAGCGCUACAUCUGGGAAUUCAACUUCAGGGAUUUUGACGUAGCCCGUGACUUUCACGCCCCAGACUCGAUCGAAUUACUUAGGCAACAAGGGAUUGAUUUCGAUAAGAACAGGGAGCUCGGGAUCGACUCUCUCCGGUUCGCUGAAUUGAUGAUGUCGUCUGGACUCGUUUGCAAUGAGUCAGUGAGUUGGAUCACAUUCCAUAGCCCUUACGAUUUCGGGUACCUGGUUAAGAUUCUGACUCGGCGUGAUUUGCCAUCCGAGUUAGACGAGUUUCUAACUCUGGUGGGGACCUUUUUUGGCGCUAAUGUUUAUGAUGUGAAGCAUAUGAUACGCUUCUGUGCCAGCUUGUAUGGUGGGUUAGACCGUGUUGCCAAGUCUCUGGGGGUGGACCGGGUUAUCGGAAAGUCUCACCAGGCCGGUUCAGAUAGCUUGCUGACGCUGCAUGCCUUUAAGAGGAUCAUGGAGGUUUAUUUGGGGAAAGAUGGACCAGAAAAGUACGCCGGCGUGCUCUAUGGGUUAGAGGUUUCUUGAAUGUCUAAACUUCUGCAUAUCGUAGUUAUGUACAAUCCUUGGCAUAUCAAUAAUAUUAGUUCAAUUUGAUCCA